CAAAAAGCACCACACACAGCUGGCCAACUACUACACUCUUCAAGUAGCUGGCUAAGCUGCCUGUAAGCUAGAUCGAGCAGCCAUGGAAGCUCACUACCACAACAAGUGCCUCCUGUACGCCCUCCUCCUGGUGGGCUCAUGGAUCUGCUCCUUCCUCCUCCACCUCCAGUUCUUCCACCUCUCCCUCUUGCGCUACUCGUUCCCCUACUACCACCGUCUACGUGCUGCCUCCGUCCCGCUCGAAGCCACCUUCGCCUCCUCCCAUGCUUUCGCCCAAGAUUUUACCAGCAGCCGCCGGUCGCCGUCCUGCGACGGCCGGUACGUCUACAUGCUGGACAUACACCCGCGGUUCGAUCUUCUCAACGCCUGCGUCGACGGAUCCUCGUCGUUACUCGAGGACGAGCACGGCGCGUGCGUCCUCAUGUCCAAUGCCGGCCUCGGCCCGGCACUCGCUCCCGCCGCGUCCGGUGACGACGGCGUGAUCUCCAGCAACGGGUGGUUCAACACGAACCAGUACUCCCUGGAGGUAAUCUUCCACAACCGGAUGCGGCACUACGAGUGCCUCACGGACGACCCGGCGUCGUCGUCCGCGGUGUACGUGCCGUACUACCCGGGCCUGGAGCUGAACCGCCACGCCUGCGAGGCCAACGCCACGGAGCGCGACGGGCCCUCGGGGGAGUUCCUCCGGUGGCUUUCCUCGCGGCCGGAGUGGGCGGCGCACGGCGGGCGCGACCACUUCAUGGUGGUGGCCAAGACGACGUGGAUGCUCCGGCGGCGCGUGCAGCCCGACGAGGAAGCCGGCUCCUGCGGCAACCGGUUCCUGGACCGGGCGGAGCCCCGGAACAUGACGGUUCUCACCUACGAGUCCAACAUCUGGGACCGCCGCGACAUGGCCGUGCCUUACCCGAGCUACUUCCACCCGUCGUCGUCCGGGGCCGUCUCGGCAUGGCAGGCGCGCGCCCGGGCCGCGCCCCGGCCCUGGCUCUUCGCGUUCGCCGGCGCGCGCAGGCCCAACGGCACGCUGCUCCUCCGCGACCGCGUCAUCGACACCUGCGUCUCCGUACCGGCCCGUUGCGGCAUGUUCGGCUGCGACAGCCAACGCGGCGGCCUCGAGGGCUGCCGCUCGCCCGAGAAGCUCGUGGCCCUCUUCUUGUCCGCCCGCUUCUGCCUGCAGCCGCGGGGGGACUCCUUCAUGCGCCGGUCCUCCGUCGACGCCGUCAUCGCCGGAUGCGUCCCCGUCUUCUUCCACGAGGCCUCCACCUUCGAGAAGCAGUACCGGUGGCACGCGCCGCAGGGGAACAAAAGCGGCGGCAAUUACUCGGUGUUCAUCGACCCGGAUGAUGUGCUGCAAGGGAAAGUGGAUAUCGAGGAGGUGCUGGGCAGGUAUACGGACGAGGAGGUGGCUGCCAUGAGGGAAGAGGUGAUCAGGAUGAUCCCCAGGCUCCUGUACAAGGACCCCAGGGUGAGGUUUCAAGGGCACAUGAGUGAUGCGUUCGACAUCGCCAUUGACGAGGUGUUGGCGAGGACCAGGAGGAUUAAAAAUGGCGAGGAUUUGGGAUGGCAAAUAUGAUGACCGAUGUUGAUGGCAUUUGAUUCAGACUUCAGACGAACGUGGCGCGAAAUAAACCAGAGUGAUUAAGCUCCGCCCACACCACAGAGGUUCAAGCUUGGAACCACGCUGUGCUCGUCCCGACUGCAGAGCCAAGAGAGAGCCCGUCCGUUGCGAAUGAUUCACGACGCUAGCUUGUCAAAUUUAUGUGUUGCUUUUGUACCUGUCUUGCUACGUUACCGUGUAUAUAUAUGUCGAUCCGCCACUGAAUUAAGAGA
Molecule: messenger RNA, 1827 nt
Organism: Brachypodium distachyon (stiff brome)
Lineage: Eukaryota; Viridiplantae; Streptophyta; Magnoliopsida; Poales; Poaceae
Product: xyloglucan galactosyltransferase KATAMARI1 homolog
Exons: 1
Coding region: 83-1570 (495 amino acids)
Molecular function (GO): glycosyltransferase activity
Source: RefSeq, a predicted model, not a curated record